AACGUUGACGUUAGCUUGCUGUUGCUACGAUGGCUUCUCCAAAAGCGUGGUUAGAAACACUCAAGAAAUCGAGGAAAACAGCAUUAAUUCAGGAUGGAAGAAGAAAGAUUCAUUUUAUUCUCCCCGAUGGAAGAGAACUUGUGGAAGAAUAUGACAUAAAAACAAAUGACUUGCUAGUGCGUAAAUGGAGAAGUAAGAAUGUACUUGGAAGAGAAGGGAAAUGGGAGAUUGAAGUUGGAGAGCAGUUCAGGCAACCAGCUUCAAGUGGAGAGGCAGAUUUCCUCAUGGAAAGUAGCUCAAAUCCCAUCUGUACAAGGAAGGAUACUCGACAGGCAUUCCAGUGGAGGAUACGAAACCUUCCAUACCCUAUUGAGACCUACAGUCUAUCAGUGGACCAAGACAGCAAAUGCUGUAUUAUCAGGACAUCAAAUAAAAAGUACUACAAGAAGUUUGUCAUCCCAGAUAUGGAGCGAGCUGGUCUUUCUCUUCAACAGUCAUGCUUCACUAUGGCUCAUAGUAAUAAUACUCUCAUCAUCACAUACAAGAAGCCAGCUGAGAUCCUAGCAUUAGAGAAACAAGUUAUCACAGAGAUACAGAAGACAAAGAACAGCAAAGAAGGUGACAUGGAGUGUGCACCAAGCUAA
Messenger RNA from Lytechinus variegatus (green sea urchin), 644 nucleotides. RefSeq names its product protein DPCD-like. The record is from RefSeq and is a predicted model, not a curated record. The transcript is spliced from 6 exons. Lineage: Eukaryota; Metazoa; Echinodermata; Echinoidea; Temnopleuroida; Toxopneustidae. Bases 30 to 644 code for a protein of 204 amino acids.